Messenger RNA from Lacerta agilis (Sand lizard), 926 nucleotides. RefSeq names its product 3-hydroxyacyl-CoA dehydratase 2 (gene HACD2). The transcript has 7 exons. The coding region runs from base 16 to 786 and encodes 256 amino acids. NCBI's taxonomy places the organism in Eukaryota, Metazoa, Chordata, Lepidosauria, Squamata, Lacertidae. Gene Ontology annotation, biological process: fatty acid elongation; very long-chain fatty acid biosynthetic process; sphingolipid biosynthetic process. The record is from RefSeq and is a predicted model, not a curated record. Gene Ontology annotation, molecular function: 3-hydroxyacyl-CoA dehydratase activity. Gene Ontology annotation, cellular component: endoplasmic reticulum membrane.
AGAGAAAAAAGUGCAAUGGCGGCCUCCGAUAGCGGCAGCGGCGGUGGCAGCCGUAGAGUGGAUAAUGGCCACGGGGUCAGUGGACAGCAGCAGCAGGCGGGCUCCCGGCGGCGGAAAGGCCCUGGAGCCUUGGCCACGGCCUACCUGGUCAUUUACAACGUGGUCAUGACAGCCGGGUGGCUUGUUAUAGCAGUUGGUUUAGUCAGAGCAUAUUUCACCAAGGGUAGCUACCACAAUCUAUAUUAUUCAGUAGAAAAACCUUUGAAGUUCUUCCAAACUGGAGCUUUUGUUGAGAUUCUGCAUUGUGCAAUAGGAAUAGUUCCCUCUUCUGUUGUGCUGACUACUUUCCAGGUGAUGUCAAGAGUUUUUAUGACAUGGGCCAUAAUCCAUAGUGUAAAAGAGGUACAAAAUGAAGACUGCAUCCUCCUCUUUGUUGUUGCCUGGACAAUCACAGAGAUUGUACGUUAUUCCUUUUAUACAUUCAGCUUAUUGAACCACCUUCCAUACUUCAUCAAAUGGGCCAGGUACACGUUGUUCCUCGUACUGUAUCCAAUGGGAGUUUUAGGAGAAUUGCUCACAAUAUAUGCUGCUCUGCCCUAUGUCAGACAGUCUGACUUGUUUUCAAUUAGUUUACCUAACAAAUACAAUUUCUCCUUUGACUACUAUACAUUCCUGAUCUUGAUUAUGCUAUCUUAUAUUCCACUCUUCCCUCAGCUGUAUUUUCAUAUGAUACAUCAAAGAAGAAAAGUACUUUCCCUUCCUGAAGAACACAAGAAAUCCGAGUAAUCACAGCUUUUGUUCACAGCUGUGCAUAUAGAUACACACACACGUACAUACGUUUUAAAUGUUUAUAAAUAAUACAGAGUAUUAAAAUGAGUUUCCAAAACAAAAAAGUUUGGUAACCUACUAAGGAUAUCUUUCCACAC